This is a messenger RNA of Podarcis lilfordi (Lilford's wall lizard), 5624 nucleotides long. The record is from the annotation of a GenBank genome assembly. Lineage: Eukaryota; Metazoa; Chordata; Lepidosauria; Squamata; Lacertidae.
AUGGAUGAGCAAGACUCGGCUGGACCUAAAGCAGGAAGAGGCCAUGCCAUUGAAGAUGGGAGCAGUGGGGAAUUAUGGGAAAACUCUGUGGGGAAGAUCCUGGGUGAGGAGGACACCCUCCACUCAGAUGUGCAUUGCCAGCAGCUCAGGCAGUUCUGCUGUCAGGAGGCUGAAGGACCCCGAGAGGUUUGCAGCCGACUCUACCACCUUGGCUGUCAGUGGCUGAAGCCAGAAAAGAACACAAAAGCUGAGAUGCUGGACCUGGUGAUCUUGGAGCAGUUCCUGGCUGUCCUUCCACCAGAGAUGGAGAGCUGGGUGAGGGAAUGUGGAGCAGAGACCAGUUCCCAGGCAGUGGCCCUGGCCGAAGGUUUCCUCCUUAGUCAGGCAGAGGAGAGAGAGGAGGCCGAGCAGCAGGUGAGAUAUAUUUUCCUCUGGGUUUUCAAAAGGGGCUCCAAAGCAGAGGGAGAGUAUCCCAAAAUGCAUUACCGAUGUCCGAUCCCUUUAUGGAUAGGAUCCAAGGAAUGAGAUCUGGUAAAGUGUUUAGCUCUGCAAAAUCAUUUUCUAAUCCUUCUCUCUUUUGAAUCUCUGUUGCUCUUUCAGGGAAUGAAUCUGAUGGCAGAAAUGGGUCCAGAGAGGACUCCGAUGGACACCAGGGAGAGACCACUAGGUAAGGAGGGAGUUAUUUCUCUCUUUGGUCACAUUGUGGGGAUUUAUAAACUACCGUAAUCUGUUGGUUCUUUUCUGCUGUCUGCAGCGGAGCUGCUGUCUCAGGAAGGGGGGUGGAGAGCAGGUGGGGGCAUGGCUGGUGCGCAUCCUGGGGGCGUGGCACCCGGCGUGGGGGGGGGUGCAUGGCGCAUGUCCGGAAGUGGCCGCGAUGGCACCCCACUGGCAUGGUGGUGUUGGGGGCGGUCCACUCCCCUGCCCUCUUGUCCUCCACCAGUGGAGGCUGUUGGGGCCAAGAACUCAAAGGAGCAGAGAUGUAUUUUUACACAACUAAAAUAUUAAAGUUGUACAAAUGUCUCAGUAGGGUAGACUUCUUCAAAAGUCCACCUGUAAUUAGAGAUGCACUCCUGAACCUCAGAGAGAAGCAGGCAUUCAUGGCUUCCCACUUCCCUUUGUCUCUGGCAGGUGACCGGAUGAUGCCAGCAAGACCUCGUGCGUCUUUUCAUGGUGGAGAAGGGGAAGCAGCGGCUAUAGAAGCAGAUCAGGUAGGGGGCAUGAGACUUGUAGGGAGAGAGGCCAAGGGGUGGGGCAGCCAGAAUGCUUGGAAGAAAAAAAAUGUGGAGUUCCACCCAUUUACACAAAGAUUAGGACCCAUCAUUAAAAUAAUAAAGUAAUUCCAGCAAGAUGUUAAAAUAAGCAUUCAUACCAUGUGGAGCAAAAUAAUCCCAUUUAAACAACACAGCAAUUAACAGGUAGAAAACAACAGAGCAAUGUGUGGUAGAUCAUCUUUAUGGUGUCUAAGAGAAGGACAUUUCCCCUUUUCUUUUAGGGUCUGGUGUGCUUUGAGGAUGUUGCUAUUCAUUUCACGGACAAGGAGUUGGCGUUGCUGGAUCCUGACCAGAGAACUCUGCUUGAGGAGGUCAUGGAGGAGAAUCGUGGACUCCUGGAUUCUCUGGGUAAGGCUCUCUGAGGAUCAUCAUAUCUGUUUUGAAAUUCCAUCUCUCUCCUUGCGAUGAAUCUGCAAGGUUUGGCUGGAACUCAAUAGCGCUACCUACACCACCUGGAAAUCUAACGCCCCCAGAAAUCACUUGGAAUGGCGGUGUUGUCUGUGAAUAUCCGUCAGAGUGGGUAGGGAGGUUGAAAUAGCUUCUGUCAGAUUGUUUUUUGUAUAUUUCAGCUAAUACAAGCCAACAAAGGCAGUGAACUCCAUAGUAAGAAUUCCCAUGUAAUUCCCUUCAGUUAUUCCUCUUUCACAGUUGUUCAUUAGCAAUGUUGAAGAAUGAACAGUUGUGAAUGGUUGUUCUUCCUGAGGCUCUAAUUAGUCUAUCUAUAUAUACUGUAUUAAUGUAACAAUACUACUCAGUACCUAUAUAAUAACUUAUUAUAGCCUAUAGAAUAUAAUAACCUAUCGUAUUUUUCGCCCUAUAGGACGCACCGGCCCAUAGGACACACCUAGUUUUUUGGGGGGGGGGAAUAAAGGGGAAAAAAAUUAUUCCCCCCCCCCAGCCGCGGCUUCAGCGCGCCCCGCGCUCCGGGCAGCAGGCUGCUAUCCGCAGAUAUCCGCAGCCUAGGGAGCCCUGCGGGAACUUCUGCUGUGGAUAUCUGCCCGAAGCGCAGGGCGCUCUGCUUCAGCGGGCCCCGCACUCCGUGCAGCAGGCUGCUUUCCGCAGCCUAGGGAGCCCUGUGGGAACUUCCGCAGGGCUCCCUAGGCUGCGGAUAUCUGCCCAAAGCGCGGGGCGCUCUGCUUCAGCGUGCCCCGCGCUCUGUGCAGCAGGCUGCUUUCCGCAGCCCUGUGGGAACUUCCGCAGGGCUCCCUAGGCUGUGGACAUCUGCCCAAAGCGCAGGGCGCUCUGCUUCAGCGCACCCCGCGCUCCGUGCAGCAGGCUGCUUUCCGCAGCCUAGGGAGCCCUGCGGGAACUCCUGCGGGCUCCCCAGGCUUGCUGAUAGCUUCCGGAAGCUUGGAGAGCGAGAGGGGUCGGGGCGGCCCGACCCCGCGCGCGCGCCAAGCUUCAGCGAAAGCCUGCAUUCGCCGCAUAGGACGCACACAAAUUUCCCCUUCAUUUUUGGAGGGGAAAAAGUGCGUCCUAUAGGCCGAAAAAUACGGUACUUAGUCUAUUACACUGCAUUUUUCCACCAUUUCUCCCUCUUUAAAAAUUAUUUUCUCUUUUUAUUUCUUUCUCUUAUAUAAUUUCUUUUUUUGUUAGAGCAUUUAUUAAUUUUCCAAUAAAAAACAUCCAAUCAACAUAUCAAAUCAUAAUCCAAUAAAAAUAAAAAAGAUCAAUUUGUCUUCCAAAUUGUAAUUUUGAUUUUAAGACUUCCCACAGUCUGAACCUCGAAGCAUAUCCAAAUCUCAGUCGUGCAUCUCAUCAAUAUUUCCAUAUCUCGAUUUUAUCUCUCCAACCUUCUUUGUCUCUGGCUCUGCGAUCCUCAAUCAUGUCAGAAAACAGAUAACCUUUCGUCCGUCGAGUGCAGAUUUGUUUGUGUAAUGUACCCUUUCAACUGUUGGUUUUUUUUACUUGCGCCACUUCAUCUUGCUCCAUCCAUUCCGGGCUUUUGUUCAGCUCUCUGAAGUUUAUUAUCUUGGCAGCUCCCAAAUCAUUAAUCUUUCCCGUCCAGCUGUUGUCAAAACCUUCCUUUUAAGAUUUGUAAAUGCAGUAUCUUGCACCUUAUUGAGUUGUUCUGAAGCAGACUGUUUGCUGUAUUGCAAUAUAUCAGUCGUUUGGUGAUCGAUCAGCCUUCCUGGAAGCCACCCAGUCCCCCCUCCGGGCCCUAGAGGGGGGCUGCUAGACAUCCAUUUAGCCUUUUCUCUCGUUCAUAAUGGAAAAAAUCUUUUGCAAACAGCUGCACUGUAUAUUAUCCAAAAUAUUGUCUCAAACCGUUGUAGUCAGCCAACAAUUACGGUAAUUCCUGUUUCUCUUAAUCAGGGAGGGAUUUCAAAUUUUCCGUAACUGCGUAAUAGGGGAGCGCCAUUUUAAUCCUUUGUUCUCCUCUUUAACAAACAUUUCAAGUCUUAAAAAAAAGAAGCUGCUCAUGAGUCCGAAUUGUAAAUAAAAGUCCUUCUGCACUCAUUUUUUUUUAGAAGCAAUUUAAGUUCUAAAUGAGGCUUGACAUGAAAAACCAAUUGUUGAUCUUAAGAAAGGAGAAAAAGAGCAUAUCAAUCACCUUCGCAAUCCACACACCAUGAUGAGGAUCUCUUUGAAGUCCGAGCUUAUACACCAGAGACUGUACAUUCAGCAGGUGUCGUCCCCCCCCCCCCGGCUUUUUCCAUUCAGACCAUGUGUUUUUCAAAUCUAUUUUAAUUCCCAAACAGAUGUGUCUGGCUAUAGGAGUGACAUCGGAGAGUGCCAGCUGUGACCGUGCUCUUUGACCCCGUGUCCUGUUGGCUGCACCUUAGUGCACCCUGGCAAUCUCGGACAAUCCAUGGGUCUUUGAGACAGUUCUCCCCUACCCUGGGGAGGCUGCCACGGCUAAUUAACCCCAUAUCAGCCCUGAAUUAUCGGCACAGCUGGGGUCCAAUCUUGUGGGAGUCAGCCAUUUCCCACCGCCGGAAACAGGAAGUCCUCUUAGCAUAUAAUUUCCUUAUCUUUCAAUAACAUACUAAUAUUUAAAAAAUAAUUUUUUUUUUCAUUGCAGGGGGUGAUGAAAUGGAAAUUAAUAACAAGGGGGACCAAGAAAGAAUCCACACCGUAGAGAAGCCAUAUAAAUACUCAGAUUGUCAAGAUAACUUUAUUCAGAGCUCCCAGACCACUUCUCAUCAAAUAAAUCCCAUCACGAAUAAACCCCAUCAGUGCUUGGAAUGUGGAAAAAACUUCAUUGAGAGCAUACAUCUCACUUCCCAUCAGAGAAUACAUACAGGGGAGAAACCUUAUAAGUGCUUGGAAUGUGGAAAGAGUUUCCACCUGAGUGGUCAUCUCACUUCCCAUCAAAGAAGUCAUACAGGGGAGAAACCCUAUCAGUGCUUGGAAUGUGGAAAGACCUUCAGUCAGAGUUGCUCUCUCACUUCCCAUCAAAGAAUUCAUACAGGGGAGAAGCCUUUUGAGUGCUUGGAAUGUGGAAAGAGCUUCAGUCGGAGCACUUCUCUCACGUCUCAUCAAAGAAUUCAUACAGGGGAGAAACCCUAUCAGUGCUUAGAAUGUGGAAAGAGCUUCAGUCAAAGUGCACAUCUCACUUCCCAUCAAAGAAUUCAUACAGGGGAGAAAACCUAUCAGUGCUUGGAAUGUGGAGAGAGCUUCCGUUUGAAUCGUCAUCUCACUUCCCAUCAAAGAAGUCAUACGGGGGGGAAACUGUAUCAGUGCUUGGAAUGUGGAAAAAACUUCACUCAGAGCAUUCAUCUCACUUACCAUCAAAGAAAUCAUACAGGGGAGAAGCCUUAUCAGUGCUUAGAAUGUGGAAAGAGCUUCAGUCACAAAGCUAGUCUUUCUUCCCAUCAAAGAAUUCAUACAGGGGAUAAACCUUUUCGGUGCUUGCAAUGUGGGAAGACUUUCAGAAAGAGUUCAGAUCUCACUUCUCAUCAAAGAAUUCAUACAGGGGAGAAACCCUAUCAGUGCUUGGAAUGUGGAAAGAGCUUUAGUCAAAGUUCACAUCUCACUUCCCAUCAAAGAGUUCAUACAGGGGAGAAACCGUAUCAAUGCUUGGAAUGUGGAAAGAGUUUCCGUCUGAAUGGUCAUCUCACUUCCCAUCAAAGAAGUCAUACAGGGGAGAAACCCUAUCAGUGCUUGGAAUGUGGAAAGACCUUCAGCCACAGUAGCCAUCUCUCUUAUCAUCAAAGAGUUCAUACAGGAGAGAAACCGUAUCAGUGCUUGGAAUGUGGAAAGAGUUUCCGUCACAGUAAGACUCUCAUUUCCCAUCAAAUAAUUCAUACAGGGGAGACACCCUAUCAGUGCCUGGAAUGUGGAAAGUGCUUCCGUCACAGCUGCACUCUCUCUUCCCAUCAAAGAACUCACUGUGGGGAGAAACCAUAG